Pseudozyma hubeiensis SY62 is the source of this 2583-nucleotide messenger RNA. RefSeq names its product ATP-binding cassette protein. NCBI's taxonomy places the organism in Eukaryota, Fungi, Basidiomycota, Ustilaginomycetes, Ustilaginales, Ustilaginaceae. Gene Ontology annotation, molecular function: ATP binding; ATP hydrolysis activity. Bases 1 to 2583 code for a protein of 860 amino acids. The transcript has a single exon. The record is from RefSeq and is a predicted model, not a curated record.
AUGACCGACAUCGACAUCCAACCGUUUCUCGACACUAUUCCUAAAACAGUUCUCGACACGGCGAAAGCGCUCAAGACGUUCGGAAAGCUCGAAGCUGUAUUGCAGACAUAUGCGCAAUCUCUGCAAGAUGGAGGCCAGCCGGAAGAGAGAAAGGCGGAGCUGGAGAAAAAGUUAAGGCCGGUUUUGACGGAUGCAGGGGUGGGGAAGAAGGGUGUGCUCGAGAUCGUCGAUGCUUGUUUGGCUGUCAAGCCAGCAUCAGCGGCUGACGGUAAGGACGACGUGAACCAUUCUUCAGAAGCCCAGACACAAGAUUCAGCUGCUGGCAGCAAGCCCAAGUCUACCAAGAAGUCCGCCUCCGUUGGCGAUACCGACAAAGAAUCCAAUCGAAAGACCAAGAAACCAUCUGCUCGCCCCUCCAACAGAUCCACCGAUCAGGAUCUCGCCAAAGCAGUCAAUACCAACCUUUACAUCACCAACAACACCGACCCCAAAAUUCCCCACAUCACCGCGCUAUCUCAAGAAUCUCGCUUCUACCUCGACUGCACUGACACGGCUUCCCUCGAAAUCGACCUUCGCAACGUCACCCUGACCCUCGCCGGACGCGAUCUCCUCACUGAUGCCCACCUGCGUAUCAAACCCAAUACUCACUAUGGUCUGGUGGGACGAAAUGGGUCCGGCAAAUCGACGCUGCUCACUGCGAUCGGGGAGAAGCUCAUCCCGGGGUUGCCGAGGGGGAUGAAGAUAUUGUUGGUCAGUCAGUUGACGAAUGUUUGGGCGGCAGAUGGGGAGGAGGGGAUGGAAGAGAGUGUAUUGAGAGUAGUUGUGCGAAGUGAUCGGGACAGGAGGAGGGCGGUUGAGGAGUGUAGGCUGUUAGAGGGAGUAUUGGAGGGGAAAGGAGAGGAGGGAGUGAGGGAUGUUGUGCUGGGCUUGGAGCUGGAGAGGAGGAAGGAGGAAUUGAAGGAGGCGAGAAAGUUGGCGGUCAAGUGGUCCGGUGCGAAGGGGCAGGGUGCGCGAAAGGAGCUCCUGAUAGCCGAAAAGCAGUUCGAGAUGGCACAGCAAGCUGUGCACGAUCCUCCCGCUGUAAACCCUGGCAAUUCGAGCUGGUCGGAGAAGGCGGCAAAGAUGUUACUCGAAUCGCAACAGCUUCUGGAAGAAGUCGAUGCUGCCACCACCGAAGCCAGAGCCGAAAAGAUCCUCAUCGGACUCGGUUUCUCACCCGACCGCAUCCAAGGUCCCUUCUCCGCCCUCUCCGGCGGCUGGAAGUCCCGAGCAUCUCUCGCAUCCGCUCUCCUCCAGCCCUCUGCCCACCUGCUCCUCCUCGACGAACCCGUCAACUACCUCGACCUCCCCGCCGUCCUCUUCGUCCAAAACUUCAUCUCCUCCAUCCCUCACACCGUCAUCACCGUCUCGCACGAUCGCGAGUUCCUCGACUUCACCUCCUCCUCCCUCCUCAUUCUUCGCAACCAGCAACUAUCCGUCUUCGACGGAAACCUCACCGACUACCAACGCGAACAAAAACAACUUCGUCUCUACCACUCUCGACAACAAGCGGUGCUCGAUAAGAAGAAGGAAAGUAUCCAGAAGAGUAUCGCUUCAGUUGCCGCAUCAGCACGGAAAAGUGGUGACGAUAACAAGCUGAAGAUGGUGAAGUCGAGACAGAGAAAGUUGGAUGAAAGGUUUGGGUUGGAGGUGAACAGUAAGGGACACAGGUUCAAGUUGAAUAGGGAUUUUGGCGGGUUCCAUCUGACGAGUAGAGAUGGGGUGGAGAUCGAGGAGGCGGAGGAGAGGGUGAGGUUUAGGUUUGUGGAUCCGGAAGGGUUGAGGUUUCCGGGUAGCUUGGUGCAUCUGGAAGGUGUCAGUGUUAAGUACGAGGGAAAUGCGAAGGAUACGAUAAAGGAGAUUGGGUUGACGAUCGGUGAAGGUGAAAGGGUCGGCAUAGUCGGACCGAAUGGACACGGUAAAACGACCUUACUGAAUUGCAUCCUGGGCAAGUUGACACCCAACAAAGGAUCAGUGGAGAGACACCCUCGAGCCGUCAUCGGUAUGUACGCCCAGCACACGCUCGAACUCCUCUCCACCCAACCCACCACCGCCCUCCACCACUUCAUGGAACGACACCCCGACGCAUCCGAAGCACACGCAAGAUCCUUCCUCGGCUCCUUGGGCCUCAAGGGUCGAACGGCGGAUACGAUCCUCUUGACAGGUUUGAGCGGUGGACAGCUCGUCCGUCUCGGUCUGGCGGAAGUCAUGUGGUCCAGCCCGGAUCUGGUGGUGCUGGACGAAGUGACGACGCAUCUCGAUAGCGAUACCAUCGAUGCGCUGGUGGACGCGCUGCGGGCGUACAGGGGUGCGGUGCUGCUGGUCAGCCACGACAGAUCCGCUGUCAAGCGCAUCGUUGAGCUGGCUGCGAGUCCGUCGGCCGGUUCCGAUGAUGAGGACGAGGAGGCUUCGGAAGACACAGACACGAACUUGAAGACACAGGCAAAGGAGCCAGGAAGGGUUUACUUGUUGCAAGACGGAACGUUGAAGUUGCUACAGGGUGGCAUGGAUCAGUACACCAACUCGGUGAUCGAGGGCCUUUAG